This is a messenger RNA of Manihot esculenta (cassava), 1730 nucleotides long. Its product is annotated as GDP-fucose transporter 1. Bases 463 to 1482 code for a protein of 339 amino acids. Gene Ontology annotation, cellular component: Golgi apparatus. Lineage: Eukaryota; Viridiplantae; Streptophyta; Magnoliopsida; Malpighiales; Euphorbiaceae. The transcript has a single exon. Gene Ontology annotation, molecular function: antiporter activity; GDP-fucose transmembrane transporter activity. The record is from RefSeq and is a predicted model, not a curated record.
CUCCCAAGUCCCCUGUCCUUUUUCUGCACUGCCACCAAUCACAAAGUCAUCCCAGUCUACCAUUUUCGUUCAAGAUCUGCAUACCGAUUUCUGUCGGUGAUUCCUCUCUCUCUCUCUCUCUCUCUCUCUCUCUCUCCCAUUAUUGAUUUCAUUUCCCUGCUCUAAGUGUGACUUGUCUUCUAAUCUUAAUCAGCAAUUUCACUUUCAGACAUUGAAUUUAUUUUUGUUGGACUUGUAUCGAUUUAUGCGCUUUUACUAUCGUAGAUCAACGUUAUCUUUGUUUCCCCUGUCUUAGAAUCUGGAAAUGAACUCAUUUUUCUAGUUCUUAUUCUUUAGCAAUGGCCGCAUCUUCCUCUGUUACCUCUACAACUCUUUAUUUGCCUCUCUAGAUUAGAUUGUCAAAGAUCUACUAAAUUUUUCCUUAAAACAUCAUAAUUAACUCAAAACCUCAAAGGGUCACAAAUGUCUUCGAUUCGGAUCGAUUCCACUAAGCAAUUAGCCACGAGUAGUCUCGUCUUGGGUUACGCUCUCUGUUCAAGCUUGCUUGCUGUGAUUAACAAGUUGGCCAUUACCAAAUUCAACUACCCUGGUCUUUUAACUGCAUUGCAGUACUUGACCUCUGCAUUGGGUGUCUGGGUUUUGGGCAAAUUAGGAUUUUUGCAUCAUGAUGCCUUCACAUAUGAGACUGCCAAGAAGUUUUUACCUGCUGCUAUUGUUUUCUAUCUUGCAAUCUUUACAAAUACCAAUCUCCUGCGCCAUGCCAAUGUGGAUACUUUUAUAGUGUUCAGAUCCUUGACACCCCUUUUGGUUGCUGUUGCUGAUACUGUGUUUAGAAAACAACCAAUCCCAUCCAAGCUUACUUUCUUGUCCUUGUUUGUCAUUUUGGGUGGUGCUGUUGGGUAUGUUGCCACCGAUUCUGCUUUUACUUUAACUGCCUACUCUUGGGCAUUUGCUUAUUUAGUAACCAUCACUUCGGAGAUGGUUUACAUCAAGCACAUUGUGUCAAAUGUUGGGUUGAACACAUGGGGUCUUGUGUUGUACAACAAUUUGUUGUCGUUGAUGAUUGCUCCAGUGUUCUGGAUUCUCACAGGAGAGUAUAGUGAGGUGUUUGCUUCUUUAGGAUCAAGGGCAAGUUGGUUCGAAUUUGAUGCCGUUUUUGCAGUUUCCUUGUCCUGUGUGUUUGGUUUGGCUAUUAGUUUCUUUGGAUUUGCGGCAAGGAGGGCGAUAUCUGCAACAGCAUUCACUGUGACUGGUGUAGUUAAUAAGUUUCUUACAGUUGUGAUCAACGUGCUCAUAUGGGAUAAGCACGCCAGUCCAUUUGGUUUGCUUUGCCUACUCUUCACACUUUGCGGAGGUGUUCUCUAUCAGCGCUCGGUUACUAGGCCUGGAGCUGAGCCUGCUCCUAAGCAGACAAACAAUGAAAAUGAUGAUGAUGAAGAGACUCAACUUGUUAAAAAAACUGAUGGUGAUGAGGAGAACUGAGGGAAGAGCACAUCUGGUAAACAUGCUUCUGCAUGACAACUAUUAUUCCACAUGUUUUCAUAACCUGUUUAGCUUGGAUGAUUAUUUGAAGAGGUUUAUUGUGAUGCUUGAAGGCUUUAUCUCUAGUACUACAGAUUAAAGAGUAUCGUAGUUGUAUUAGAAAUUUUGAAGGAAUUUGUCCUUACACUACACAUCUUUGUUUUAUCUGCUUUGUUAUAUGGUAAUGCUUUGGUCUUUUAUUAACAGUU